Funneliformis caledonium is the source of this 1971-nucleotide messenger RNA. NCBI's taxonomy places the organism in Eukaryota, Fungi, Glomeromycota, Glomeromycetes, Glomerales, Glomeraceae. The record is from the annotation of a GenBank genome assembly.
AUGAAGCUUCGAAUCCAAGUUCCUCCAGAAGUUCUGCAAAUUUUCAAUCGAAUUAGAGAAGAAAAAAGAUAUAUCCUGGAAGAGAUGUGCCUCCAUAUGGCAAUGGGAAUUCGCGAAUUAGGAUUCGUCUACAGCACUAGCACUAUGGCAGACAAUAAGCCAUAUCCUGGCAAUGCGGCUCUCAUUACCUAUCUCGAUAAUAAUGAUCCGUCUAACUGGUCUUUUUCUGACUUCCUUUCCUCAAAUUUCAAUACGAUCGUAAAUUCACCACCUGAUGCAAGUGAUAUUAAUACUCUCAACGGUACUUGGUGGAAACGUUUCACUUUUGAAGUAGAGGCAAAAGGCCACAAGGCUGUUAAGGGUCAUCUUUUGGGCAUCCAAAAAAUUUUCUACAAUGUAAUUUCUACUCGAUUGGAGAUCACGCGACAACAAAACAUUACAAUUUCAAAGUCAAAGGUUAAUAUUAUUGCGGACAAGCAAGGCAUUAAUCUUGUGAGAGCAUCAUGUGAAUUUCAUGGAUCUGAAAUGAUUGCAGAGUAUUCACUUAAUCGAUCAAAUCCAAAACGAGACUUAAAUGGCGACGAUAUUGAGAGCUAUCUAUUUUCAAAAAAAAGACGAAGUACGGAUGAUUAUACAUCAACUCCGCCAAACAGGAUUAGAAAUUCUAGUCCUCAACCAUAUAAUGAAGAAUCAUCUUCGUCUAACUCUGAAAUUAGAAAUUCUAGUCCUCAACCAUAUAAUGAAGAAUCGUCUUCGUCUGACUCUGAAAUUGCACCAGUUUCAUUGACAAAUGUAUUUUCUGAAGUACAAAAGCAAGAAUCUAAUAAUCUCACCGAAUCUAAUAUAAAAGCAACCGAUAGCAAAGGGAAAAAAUCGACUAGAGGUUAUAUCAACAAUGAUAUAGCUAAAGAGGUUUUAAUGACAUACGGAAUGUGCGUUUUACUAGGGAAAAAAUUAAUAUAUAGGGGGGUAGAUAUAUUGGGGUCUGCUCAUACUAAUAUGGGAAAAAGUGGAGCUACAAAAAGCCCUCUAUGUAUAGGAGUGAUCAAUGUUCAUAACUCGGAUUGCACAAAGUUUUUGUCCGAUGAAUUUAAAAAUUUCAUUUCAAGUCAACUUCAGGAUCCUGAAUGUCAAGCCAUUUACUUUGAUAAAGAACAACAUAUACCUAAGUUUGUGGUUGACUGCGAAGUGGAAGUAAUACAAUUCUUAAAGAAGUUUUCUGAUGUAGGUGAUCUGGAAUCUUUAGCUAAAUGCUUAAAUGAAAAUCAAAUCGAUAUGGGCAAUGCGUCUAAUGAUCUCAUAUAUGCACGAACGCUGUUGGAUCAUUUUUUCUUUAUGUACAAAAAUGAUAUUUUAUUACAACCAAUGUCUGAAUGCGAACUUAACACUUAUAUUUGGACACCGUUAAUUAGAAAGGCAUUUUUUGGAAGAGCUGAUAUGAAAUUAAGUUGCGGAGAGUUAGCUUCCAAUUCUUAUGAAAAAUUAAAAGAACUUUUAAAUAUUGGCGGUCGAAGUGCCCCUAGAUUGGAUGGGAAGGGUCUUCUAAAGGCAUUAGGAACAGAAUUACUUGUACAAGAAGACGGAGUAUUGAGUACACGUGGUAAAAGAAAAGGAGACUUGAAUAAAUUAGAAUAUUGUUUAAAAAUAAUUUUAACAACGCUUUAUAUCGCAUUACCGACAUCAGCAAAAGAUUACAUUACACAGAUUGAAGCAUAUAGUCUUCAAUCGAACGGAUUUCGUCUUACGGUAUCUGUAUCCAAAUACUUGUUUGAGAACGCUAUUAUUACUAUGGAUCUACAGGAUGUAGAAAUUCCCAAGACUGUAGAAGGUUUCCCGAAGUUGAUAAAAGCUAUUAAGGUGAUUCUAUCGUGGAAAUCACGCACUAGAAAAAAUACUCAGCGAUUUUAUGAAGUACUAAAAUUAGGCAAUGAAAACGGAACACAAUUUUCUCCUAAAAAGAUAUCCGCAUAA